AAAAAUAUAUUAAAACGAACGAGUCUUAACGAAUUAGCUUCAGAACGAGUCCGAAUAUUCAGAACUGUCUAUGCCUCCCAACCUUUUUUACAUUCUAUUCUGGCGCCUGGCGGUGGAAUUUCUAUAUCCCUACGCCUACAUGGAGUGCUCGCUGCAGGACGCUCUGCUAAACGAGCAACUAGUGUGGAGCAAGGGGAGCCCCAAGCAGCAGCAGAUGCUGCUUUUUGCGCAGGAAACGCUUCAAGACUUUCUCAUGUUUGUGUUGAUAUUAGAUUUGAUUCAGCGUCUUAAUGCAGCUAUUGAUGUGCUAGAGAGACCCUAGCUCCAGCCCGGACUACAUUUUCAUUCCAAAAAAACCGAAUCCAUUCGAGACUGAUCCACUCAACCGUCUCCCCUUUUUCUAUUCCUCACCAUCGAAAGUCAACGGACUGCCGGCGGUACUCAAAUAAUUUCGCCUUGGGGUAGGACCGUCAUUGUGCCAUCGUUGGACCUCGCCGUCG
This is a messenger RNA of Drosophila bipectinata, 500 nucleotides long. RefSeq lists its product as uncharacterized. The record is from RefSeq and is a predicted model, not a curated record. NCBI's taxonomy places the organism in Eukaryota, Metazoa, Arthropoda, Insecta, Diptera, Drosophilidae.